GGGGCUCUACAAAAGCUCCGCGGGGCGCGGGCGUUGAGAGGACAGCGCCAUGAAGCCGGGGUCGCUGCUGCCGCUGGUGCUGCUGGUGGCCCUCCUGGCCCCUCGGGGCGAGUGCCAGCCGGACUCGGAGCUCGUCCUGGCAGAGAAGCCUGGCCAGUGCCCUGCGCCCAGGAAGAUCCCCGGCAGCUCCUGCGGCUACUUCUGCUCUACGGAUGAGGACUGCCCAGGCAGUGAACGCUGCUGCAGCAACGGCUGUGGAAAGGAGUGCAGGCUCCCCAUUGGAGAAAAGGCAGGUUUCUGCCCACGGCUGGACUCUCACAUGAUAACCAUCUGCCUGGUGGAGUGCGGCAGCGACACAGACUGCAAGGGCAACGAGAAGUGCUGCAGCUUGGGCUGCCACGUCCAGUGCGUGCGGCCGGUGCCAGCUAAACCAGGCGUCUGCCCCAAGAGAAGGGUGCUGCAGACCUUACUGCCUUGCAACAGCACCUGCAGCGACGACACCGACUGUCCCGGCAGCAAAAAGUGCUGCUUCACGGGCUGCGGCCGCGGCUGCAUCCCUCCUCGCAGGUGGAGCAGCUACAGCCCUGCUGCUGUCCUGAUGAGCUGGGGCUGCCGCCAGUGCCCUGCUCUCAUCGCCAACCCCGUGCUCCAAAGUGACAUCUGCCACUUGCCCCCGGAGCACGGCCCGUGCAGGGGACACUUCUAUCGCUACGCCUACAACCCUGCCACGGGGACGUGCCGGAUGUUCCAGUACGGCGGCUGCAGAGGGAACCCCAACAACUUCGAGACCCUGAACGAGUGCCAGCGGGUCUGCCAGUGGGGGAGAGCCAACGGGUGACCCUGAGGGGACCCUGAGCCCGGCCAGGUCUGCAGCGGGGCCAGCCUCUGCACCCCGACCUCUCAAUAAAGCCGCCAGGAUGCCUGGCUUGCAGCAUC
Oxyura jamaicensis (ruddy duck) is the source of this 936-nucleotide messenger RNA. Its product is annotated as whey acidic protein-like. The transcript is spliced from 5 exons. Gene Ontology annotation, molecular function: serine-type endopeptidase inhibitor activity. Gene Ontology annotation, biological process: negative regulation of peptidase activity. The record is from RefSeq and is a predicted model, not a curated record. Lineage: Eukaryota; Metazoa; Chordata; Aves; Anseriformes; Anatidae. The coding region runs from base 50 to 838 and encodes 262 amino acids. Gene Ontology annotation, cellular component: extracellular region.